AGCCCAACAGAGACGAUCGAUGCAACUUCCAGUAAUAGCAUAAGUGAUUGUAGAAACAGUGGAAAUCCCAGCACAUCUUCAGCAGAACCACAUAGAUCUCGCAGCGGAAAGCCAUACAGAAUAAAGCGUAAGUUAGAUAUACAUAAAGUAACUUAACACUACGUUCAGUAACGGAUCCUGAGGGAGGGUCCGGGGGGGUCGUACCCCUAAGCCCACGCCAUGAACGUAGAGAAUUCUAUUCUAAAAAUAACGAGUGUGCGCUGAAAACUGAAAUUGGGGCCACUGAAAGAUCGUUUAUAAAAAUCUACGUACUUAAAGUUUACUAGAAAAUAAUGUACGGGUACAACGCCUAGGAAGUAUGCAGGAAAGAACUAGCUUCAAUGGUGUGCACAAGUUUUGACCCCUCCUAUCCCUGGAUCCGCCCUUGGCGCCGAAAUGGUUUGUGAGCUGUAGCCGGCUAACAGUAAUGUAUGUAUCGUUAAGACUCAAAGUGAAACUUAAACUUCCUUUCCUAAUAGGUUACACUAGCCCUGCAUUAGAGCAAAGGGUUGUAUAUAGCACAGAGUUUACUAGAUCACCAUCGAGUCCCUUUCCUAUAAAAGGGGUUCACUUCCGGGUAACUGGACUUUCGCUUCAGUCUUAGAGUAACAGACAAAACUUUCUAGCAAACUGGUACAUCAAGUGGUACAUGUACAGUUAACAUUAGACAGAGACUCUUGCCUACAGGCUUAACAUUUGGACGUACUCAACUAUUUAUUCCUUUUUUGACUCUCGUGAGUCAUGGUCGGAAUGUGAGCUAUUAGAGCUAUGCAUCACCUUUCCUUCUCUUGGGGAAAGUCUGGGACUAGGCAUCGCAUUUCGUGCAGCAUACAAAACGUGUACAUUGGUUUAUGAAACGCGCGAUGACCGAGGGGCCGAUCGUUUAUUACUUCCCGGGGGCAGGUGGGGGCGGGGGGCAUCAGUAUGCUGCAUCAAAACUGCAUCAAAACUUUAUCCCCCAAAGUAAUUACAUAUGAAAAUUGUACCCCCCUUGCCAAACCUGGGGCAGUCUGUGGGCGUGCUCUCCUAGCAGAAAAGUUUAAAAUCUAGGGUCUCGGAAAUGUCAUCUCCUGCGUUUUCUGCAGGACAUUUUCAGGCAAUAAAGACGAAGGAAAAUGCAGUAAUUAGGGACAAGAGAGAAUGGUCAUUCUUUCUUGUUAGGGACCGGUCAUUAUUUAUCGUCUGGGCGGGGGAGGAGUAUUUUGGGGGGGAUCAAUUGAUUAGGGGGGAUCAGACGUAACUGAGAAACAAAAAGACGGGAUCACUGAAAACUUUGGAAGGAUUUAGAGGGGGUACCACUAAAAUUUGCGAAAAUGUGAGGGGAAAAGUCGCGAAAAUGUGAGGGGAAAAUGAGGCGACACGUUUUUUGCGAGGUAACACAACGUUUUGGUGAUAAGCACUCUCGAACAUGUCGAAGGUUAAUACAGUUUAAUAUUAACUGCUUAAAACACAGUUUCUAUUCAACGGGUCCCUUACUUCUCUUGUCUUUUUGCUUUUUCAGGACGAGCACUACUCGUUAAAGGAGAGAUGGAACGGCCCGAUUAUCAGGUACAAUAGAUCAUACCGUGCCACUGUCUGAUGGAAAGACUGCUACGUGACUCUGGCUGCUUCUGCUCGAGAAGUCACCCGAAGUCACCUAGAGUUUUGAUCUUGACUUGUUGUGGUGGGUACUUUCGUUUUGGGUCUAUUUUGGCGCAAUAUGCCACAAUUUUACUGGGUGUAUUAUUUUUGGAGCCAAACUUAAGAAUACUUAGCCACUUCAGAUUAUUUUCUUCUCGAAUUAGUAUAUUACAGCAAUCAGUUUGCUCAUUAGGUGUAUGUAGCAUGUUUUGUAUUAUCAGGAAGUAAAUGGCUUUGUCAAGACCUGCCAACUCUCCCCGUUUUCCCUUUUCAUUAAAUCUCCCGGUUAGAGCAUCAAAUCUCCCGGGAAAUACCUACCAAGGCCUUUUAAAAAAAUUUUUUUCAUUAAUUUCGUCAUUUUUGAGACGUCAAAACGGAAAAUAAAACAAGAAGUGUAUUUAGUAUAGGUAAUCACAUGAUUUCGAGUGCAAUUUGGAAUAAAUAAGCGCGAGUAAAUUUUUCAAAGACCAACAAAAGUGCACGAGCCCAUAGGGCGAAUGCACUUUGUGGACUUUGAAAAAUUUACAAGUGCUUAUUUAUUCCAAAUUGCACGAGAAAAAUCAUGUGAUUACUUAUUAAUAAUAUACCCGAAAAACAUAAGUACAACAACAACGCGCGCGUACUGAUUGGCUGAAACAGACUACUACCUUUGUCAAAUUCACACUUUUUCAAGGCCAACGCUUUCAAAAUCAUUCAGCUUAGAACUUGGAAAUGUGCAAGGAUUGAUUUUGUUUGGUCACGAUCACCAGCCUGUCAAAAGUAACUCGGUUUACAAUAAUCAGAAAAGUAAGUAUUUUAAGUUCAUCCUCGAUUAUGCGAGCUCGGCGUUUGCAAGAAGCAUUUACAAGAAGUAUGCACUGCCGUUUUGAAAUCAGGAGAACGCCUCGAACAGCCAAAGAUGAAAGACACUUGCUAAGAUUUUUUCAACGACUGUUUAUCAUUGUCUGUUCCUGAGACCACAUCAUAGCUGGAUUCAUGGAGAAAUUUUUUAGAUUUAAAACCGGAAAAUGAAGGAGGCAAUUUGUUUUCUUCCGACGCUGCCAUCAAUGGGUGAGUGGAGCCACAGUUGUUGUGAUGUCGGAAACUGCCAGUAUUAAUAUAAUAUUUGCUUUUUCUCAGCACUGGGGUUUUCAUUAUUUCAUUUAUAGCUACUGCAAGAGCUCGUAGCUCUUCUUCGUCGGCUUCAUCGUAGUCGUUAAGGAAAUUUAUACCUCUGUGACGUGUGAUAUUGGCGAUAUGUUCUGAACUUACCAUCUAGUUUGCUUUCUUCAGCUUCCUGACUGUUGUUUUUCUCGCACAAUGAUUCGUAAACUUUUUUCUCACUUUCUUUAAGGAUAGUACCAGCUACGGAUACUUUCAUUACCUUAGUUAUGGUAUUUUCGCCCAUUGGUUUAGUUCGAACCAGAUGUUUAAAUUUCGGUUUCGUUUGCUACUGAGGUAGAAAAAAACAGACCAUCGCAGAGGUCUUUGCUCCCGGCAAAAGACUCAAAGAAAGCAACCGGACACCUUUCUUCUCCAACAAAUAACGUACGUGACUUUAAAUCCCUGUUGUUAUCAUCGAAAACUUGUAUCCUUGUUCAUUUAAAUGCCUGAAAAGUGUAGCUGUCAUGGUUUGCGUGUGGUUGCCACCGUUUUUGUUCUUUAUUUUUUUUACUUUAGCGUAGUCUGUUAUAAGUAGCUUGUUUUUUAGUUUCUCUGGCUCAUUUUCCUAAAUUUUGUUGACAGUAUUUUUCUCUUAGCACCGCAUUUUCAAUAUAUUUAGCCUGAAAGACGUACUUUUUACUGUGUUCGGGUUUUUGGAAUAUUUUGUUAACUUUUUUAUCGUUGUUUUGCGUUCAAAAUUAAAUCCCGUCGCCGUCUGCUGAAAACCAUGGCCAUUUUCUUAAAUUUGUUGUUAAAACAACUCUAAUCUGAUUGGUUCUUGGUGGUUUCUUUUGUGUUUUCAGCCAAUCAGAAACCAUUUGUAAUUUGCACUCGUGUUACAAGUUUUGCACUCGUGUUACAGGAGAUCUGCACUCCUUUCUCAGCCAAUCAGAAUUGAGUAAUUUUCUCGUGUAUAUUAUUAGUGCUCUUAUUUGAGCUGCUCUCAUUCGGAAAAUAUAAAACUGAAAAUCAAAUUAAUAUUUAUUUAAUGAGUAUCGCAACUGGUCAGAAAUCAACCAAUCAAAUUGCACAAUACAUGUCACAAAGUUAGCGCGGUUUUCUCACACCGUUAUCGACGUCAGGAACAUUCGGAAGGUCUUCGGGUGGUUUCCGGAGAGUAUUCAGACAUUGUCGAUAAUGACAUUCUUACAAUGCAAAGAUUUCUUGACAUCUCCAGAUUUUUGUACUCUGGGGGUGGGCAGGUAUGCUAUUAAAAUAAAGAGGCCUCCUUUGGGGUUGGGUGGGGGCUACGUGGGGGCUAAAAAAUGGUUGUUUCACGUAUUGAAGGGAAGGUCACCUGGCUGUCGGUACAAGUUUGCUACGGUUAUCAAAAUUUUCCUCGUCACUGUCGCAGUUUCAACCCAUCUUCAUGUACUUUGUCGCCAUCUUAUCCUUCUUAUUGUCAGACCCAUGGCUGGGCAAGCAGUUUCAUACAACAACUUCAUUGUGGUGCAAAGGUGAUGUUACAUGAGACGAUUCUCAAUGAUGAUUUUUAGCACAACACAGCAUUGCAACAUUGUUGUGACAUUGUUUCAAAUAGUUACAACAUUGUUCCAACUUUGCAACGAUGUGUUGAGCUAUAAUAAUAAUAAUAAUAAUAAUAAUAAUAAUAAUGAUAAUAAUUUAAUAACUUCUAGAGCGCUAUUUACAUUCACUGAUCAACAGCGCUUAACAACUUAAAAAACUACAAUAAAAUUCAAAUUUGUAAACCUAAUUACAUAUACAUGAAUAUUAACAAUGUAUAUUAAUAAUGAUAAUAUAGAAUAUUUAUAAUAAUGAUAAUAAACUUUAAGUAGUAAUACUAAUAAAGUGAAUGUCGAACAGGUUACUUUGUAAAAGCUGCACGAAAUAAAUAAGUUUGCAGCUUACAUUUAAAAAUAGCUAAUGAUUGAAUAUCACGUAAUUCAGCCAUUCUGCGCAUGUUGCAAUUUCAACGGCUAUUUGCGAGUUAGGAAGGCCAUGCAGAAGUCCAUUACAAUAGUCUAAACGACUAGUGAUAAAAGCAUGAAUAAGCGUUAGUAAAGAAUCGAAUCGAGAGAUAAAUACUUCUUAAUCCUUCUAACAUUAUGUAGGUGUUAAAAGGCGGCAUUACAGAUUUUAGUAACAUGCGUUGACAUAUUGAAAACUUAUUAUCAAACCAUGCACCCAGAUUUCUAACACAGGAACUAGGAUAGUAUCAUAAUCACCUACAGAGAUAUUACAUACAUCAUUGAUCUUACCUAAUUGUUGUCUAGUUCCUAUUAAUGUCAACUCAGUUUUGUCAUCGUUAAUCAUUAACCUAUCCCUAAUCAUCCAAUUUCUUAAGUCUCUGAUACAUCUAUUCAUAGCACUAAUAGCUUCAUCCAGAUUGGACUUAUCGUCAGACUUAAAACUAAGAUACAACUGCGUAUCAUCGGCAAGGCAGUGCACGUUAGGAAGAUUUUUCUUUAUGACAGUAAAUAGCUUAGACGCGUAAACUAUGAAUAAUAAAGGUCCAAGGCAAGAGCCUUGUGGAACACCACAAUCCAAGUCAAAAUAAUUUGACAGCGCACCAUGUAUAGAGACUGGCUGACUUCUUUCAGAGUAUUCCCAUGUAGACCGACAUCAUUAUGCAAACGAUCGAGCAACACAUCAUGGGACACUGUGUCAAAUGUUGCGCUAAGAUCCAAUAGAACCAGUAACGUUACGUACUUAAAAAUCAUCCAUGCUUAAAAAAAUCAUCUUUGCUUAAAAAUCGUCAUUGCUAAUCGUCCCGUGUAACGUCACCUAAUAAAGGCUGAGACUCUCAAUGUUAUGUUUUUUUCUUAACAAUUAACCACUCAAAAAGGGUUUUAUAAAUCCAGACAAAAAUAUGUUUAAGCAGACAAUAUGACCAGCACCUGCGCCCUUUAAUGAUUAUUUCAACAAUUUUCUAAGAGGCUUGAUUUUUUUUUUGGGGGGGGGGGUCAAUUUUGAAAAUGCACAAAAUGUGAGGUUGAGUCGAAAUAUUAAGACACAGGGCUGGCCUUCUAUGUAAAAGUUGUCAAACUAUAUUAUGCAUGAUUGAAGCAAAUCGACGUUUCCUUCAAAAGUAGACAAAAAAAAUUUGCUUCGGCGGUUCUUUGUCAACAACAAAAGUUAUCAGAAACACUUGUGAGGGCAAAACCACAACGACAAACCAGUGAGGGUCCGCCUAGUAGAUGUGGAUCAGUAAAAUCUUGAGUACCAAAUUUUAAACUUAAAACAGUAACCUGAUCCUUACGGCAGGAAGAGUGACAGAAAAAAUAAAUGAAAGAAAACAAAAAUAAAGUGGUGAAUUAUACUUUCUCGAUAUUUCGGUUUGCAAAACAAACCUUCAACGGGGGCUAAAAUAGAAAAAGCAAAACAAAAUGAUACCUGUAUAAAGCUUGGCCCAGAAAUCUAUCAGCUAUUUCUACUAACAGGAAUGUAGCGUGCAUGUACGCACAUAUGCCUAUGCAUACAGCUGAAAUCUAGAAAAAAUAAUAUAGAGAUUUUUUAUAUUUCCUGAAAGCAUUUUGAUCAUUAAAUUGGGAUGAAUAUUUCGCAUUAUAUUGGUGUUUUUGUGUUAGGAUUUCCUUUAUCCUUUUACUCAUUAAGUCAGGGGCACCCAACGACUGUUUUCUACAAAAUAUCUGUUCGGAGAAGCAAUGAUUGCCUAAAAUUUUCUUUUGCUGGAGAAGGGCUACACAUUUCUAGAUGAACGUUCCAUUCAUGUACAAUUUUAAAAGCUUGUCUAAUAAAUUCACUACGUUUUUCUGAAGUUUAAUUAUUGGACUUCUAGGCUUCCCUUUGGGCAAAGCCCAAUCAAAUUAUGGAGGCCGCCUUAUCUGUGCAGGAAAAAGACAAAAUUGCGGACGGAUCAGGUUCCCCGUCCCCCCUCCCCUGCGUUGCUGCUAAUCUUCCAAUUUUUGAGGGGAAGGAGUGGGUAAUUUCAGAUAAAAAUCGUGUAAGGGAACAAAACUGAAGUUAUUAAUCCUAUGUUAUCACCUAAAAACAGGAAAAAUUGAUCACGAAGUAAGCCUACUGUAAAAAGCUCCUUUCUCUUGUCUCCCGUCCCCUCAGUACUUUCUGUCGCUACCGAAAAAGAGCCCGGAUUGAGACGCAUUUCAGUUCCAUCACUUUAUGAAGGGACGAUCGAUCGCGUUUGAAUCAAGUGAGGGAAUGUUUGGAGACUGGACCACGGUAAUGCUCACUCCCCAUACACAUCCAUACACCGUCCAUUCACGGUAGGUCCGCACUAAAAGAUGAUUGUGAGCAUUUGGGGGACGGACAGGUCCGUGAAAUCAAAGAUUUUGUAAGAUGAUGAGCACACUAUGAUUACAAUUGAUGAAACUAUGACUGAACAUUGCAUUGUGAACUGCUGUAUGGAAACAAACAACUCAGAUGUUGUCGGAAAAGUUCAACUGAAAGUUUUAUGUGUUAAUGAAAAAACAACAGAUGUAUCUUACCAAAGGAUCCCACUCGAGCUCUAUGAUAAGCAGGGGCACCCAACGAGAAUAUAGUUCAAAACUACUUAAACAUAACAUUGUUAAACGUAUUUUAGUAUUUAAACGGUAGAUAUAGGCAUAUUUUUAUCCCCUAGAAAUUUUCCAUCUGUUCGGAUUUCCUAGCUGAAAGUCUAGUGAUCCGAAAAUUAUCAGGAUCAAAACUUACCUUUUCGAAAAUUUCAGCCAGAAAAAAGGCUCCCGAAAAUUCUAGGUGACCUUUUAAGGGUAAAAAUCCGUUAAAAGUGGGCAAUUAUACCAUUUUUUAGAUGUUCCAAAACACUAGGAGAGGCAGACUAGCAAGAAAUUUUACAACAAAUGUUUGGAAAAUUCUAGGUCUCAAAUCGUCUUCGGAACAGAUAUUUUCCGAAAAUUGUUGUUGGGUGCCCUGUGAUAAACUGUAUCGAUAAUAAACAAAUACAAAAAAAAAUGACAUGGAUUGAGGAACACCGAACAGCAAAUUACUUUAAAGUUUAAUGGUUAAGGCUAGGAAACUGAGUGAAUUGAAUCCUAUGUCGGCGUUGCCGUAUCAAAGAUUUGCCGGUGAUCAAAUCAAAUAAAAAGAGCUGAAUGGAAGCACGAAUACAAACUUCAGCUUCAGCUCUCGAGUCUUGGCAAACAAUUUCUUCCUUCAAGGCCUUUGGAAGAGGACAAAAAGCAACGAUUCGAGGAUAAAUGGUGUUUUUAUUUUAUUAUUUUACAUUUUUCUCUUGGCGUGAUUGAACUCACGUUUUAGCAGAAAGCCAGUCAAUUGUGAAGCAUUCAUUCAUGCAAAUAUUUCUGGGGUCAUUUCACAUUUAUUGAUCUUUAUUUCACGUUUGUGAAGACUUUCAAUGAACUUGAAUUACGCUAUUUCGUCAUAAAAAUUUUGUGAAAUUAUGAUUUGUUAAGAUAUUCUUUCGCCAAAAAUUAGCAAUUCGGGCCAAAUUGUCUCUGAGAUAUUAGCCCAGUUAUGCUGUGAAGAUUCCAUUUCCUUCUAAAUUUGGCUUGGUUCAAAGAUUAGCAACCAGGUAAGAUUUAGAAUUUGUACGCAUAUUUAAUAUCUCAGAGACAAUUUAUCCAAGAUCUUUAUCCAAGAUCUGGAAAAUACGGGGAAGAAGAGGAUGUUAUUUUUAAAACACAAAAGUUGGUGGACCGAAAAAGUAAUCGGCAAAACGUCUCAGUGUGGACCGACAGCUCUGCAUUCCUUUAUCAUGUUUUUACAAAAAAAUGUUUAUGUAAAAUAAUAAAUGUCAUGUCACUCAAGCGCCAAGAUGUCUGGCUCAAAACUAAUAUAUAAAUGCUAUUUUGGAAGAAUAUGCAUAUAUUUGUGGCAAAUCUCCUCAAGUGUAACCAUUUGAUUAUUGCUGCAUUCAAGUCCACACCUUAUUAAAAAAAAUGCCAGACACUUUUCACGCGCGGUUUCCGCGGUUCGAUCCAGUCUUUACCUGUUACUAACACUCACGCCGCAUGCAAGAAUCCAUGGUACAUCCCCCCUCCUCCCCUGGCAUUUGUCACAAUAGGCUCCCAAGAGGAGGAGUGAACGUCUUCCCAUAGUGCAUUGCGAUUGAGUUUGUUCUUAGAAGAUGGCGGAGUUUUCUGUCGCACGUCGUGUUUUUGCGGUGUUUUUGUGUGACACUUUUACCGGGUUAGAAUCGUAACUAGAGGUAAGUAAGACUAUUCAUAAAUUCUUCGCCUUUUUAGCUUUUCAUAAAAGGAAGCUUUACUGGAAUAUUGCUUGUGAAACGUAUAUUGUUUCGUAUUUGAAUUGUGAUAUCCUGAUCUGUCAUCGUUCACUGCCUAUGAAUAGUUCCGAAAACAUGUAUGUAGUUUCUUUUCUAGUGGGGGUAUUGUUUAAUUAAGUGCGAUAUUUAAGUAAUUCAGAUUCUCAGAGGCCGUGUUUACGCUUUCGCUAGCUAAUAUUCCAUAGGGGCGACAAUAUUCGAACAGUCUGUGAAGGCAUUUCAAAUCUCUUAUACUUUCUAUAACCACGACUAGAAUUUUUGAAAUGGGGGGCAAUUUUGGCCUCCUACACGGACCCUUUUUUUGCUCGUCAGGCAGUGGGGAAAGAAUGCGUGACGAAGCCCUAAGAACGUCUGCGUGGUAGGCUGGGAUGUAAUUUUGGCGCAGCAUGACAAACUGUCACGCAAACCGGCAGACCUAAUGUGACCCCAUUAUGGGGUUCUUGUUUUCAUAUUUUACCACCCAGGUUACACUAUUUUUCUAAGAAAAAAGGAAACCUAAAAUUUCUGGAGGCUAAAAUGUGAUGGAGAGAGGAAUCAGAAAAAUUCUCACUUUUGUAAAACGUUAUGCACUAGUCAUUUGUUUCCCCCGCUCCCCCACCCCCGCGACAUAGCGGGGGAAUUUGCAAACAAGCGAUGCUAAUUAUGGGGAAUUCCACCAACCACCAGGGCAGAAUUUCUUUGCAAAACCACCACCCCCCGGGGCUAGCUGAAAGACCUUGUAAAAGAAGAGAUUGUCUAUUUCUGCGCCAAAUACAUUUUGAGAAACAACAACUAUUAGGAAUGUUUCAACCAGCUUAAACUACUUACCACUGAGGUUGUUUGGAGUAUAGCUUUUUAAUCAGACAAAUAGUGUGAGAGAAUAACCAAUAAGCUGAGAGAAGACUUGAAAAUCGUGAGCCAUGCCAGCAACAAACACAGUUGUUUGGUACCUCCUCUUGAACUCGUUCUUGUCGAGAGAAACCUGGCCACAUGGGUGGCUGUCACAAAACGGGGCAUAUGUACUACAUUUUGUUUUAAGCACUUUUAGUAAGGGGCUAAGAUUUAGGAAAUUGUGAUUGCAAAAUUAUUAAGAAGAUAAAUUCAAGAUAGCUAUAAGCUAGUUCGCCUUUUCAGAAGGAAGUGCAAAUUUCAGUUGGCAACAACAUUGCUACUUUACGGGGGUUUAAAAGGCAUUUGAGAUUCUAAAGCAAAAAGGGACAAAGAAAGUACAUUGGUAGAACGCGCACAUGACGAGAAAUUCAGAGUAUUUUAAUACACUAGGGGCCACGUCCUUGGGACGAGUCCCAUGAAACUGCUUACGUCAUUAUGUAGAAAUUUAAGUCACCAAACAAGAGUUUUGUCAAGGGCCGUUUUAAAUUGGGCUAAUUAGGUUGGACUAGUCGCAGGGAAUUGCUUCUCGUAAACGUGUACACACCACAAACUUUGCUUCAGGGUCUAGGCAAUAAAAGGGGGUGGUAGGCCUACAUGACUUUUACCUCAUGCCAAAAUGCUGCUUAUUCCAAUAAAGUUGUUUGUAUCUGCUGGGUAGAUUAUGCUCUGGAGGGUUCUGCAUUUUACUGAGCAAAUGUGGUUUUAGCCGCAUGUUUCACACUGAGAGGUCAUGACAUUUAUAUCGAUUGACUGUAGUUAUUGUUUUCUGGUUGGCAGGAUUUGCCCUCUGGUGCAAGCGCAUUUUCUUUGACCUCUUUUGAAGCGUAAAGCUUUUUUAUUACGGCUGAAUAAGGGUUCCAAUUUUCUCCAAAGUGCCUUCUGGAUCUGAUCUAAGCAAUUUUCUUUAGUCCGUGAGUGUAAUGUUUUUCUGCAAUGCUAUAUCACGCUGGGCCCAGCUCGUCAGUUUUCUUUGCAGAAUGUUAAAUUAUCACGGAUAGUGACUUACAGAUCCAAAAUUAUAAGAGUGAACUGCAGCUUAACUGUAAACUUACUAUGGAGAAUUGAAUUGUGACUCAGUAAACUCCAGCUUAGUGUUUUACUAAAGAUAGUGUGAGUCUUUUGACUGGAGCGCGUAGUUCCUCCCUUGGUAAUAGCUUUGAAUAAGCUUAACAGUCUUUAAACUGUUUUGUUAUUGCCACAGUUUGUGAUCAGGCAAGACCAUGGUUUCGGUUCUCCUCACGAACCUCAUCAGUUGAAUAUAUAGUCUCUGGACAAAGGUCAAAGUGUUUUCUUUCAAAUGCGAUUAGGCUUAUCAAUGGAUGCAUUCAUUUACAUAAGGAUAUAAAAGGAUUGUUGACACUUACUUCGUCACGCUAUCCUCUCUGGUAGCCAUGUUGGAUUGCUGCUUGUGAGGAAUGCACCCAGAAUCCUUUGCACACAGUCUCCUCGUGAGCGCUUUGUUUUUGAAAAUUCCCCCGGGGUUUCCUGGGGGUAUUUUAGGUCAGGCAAAUUUGAGGUAAAGUCCCUGGGGGUCUGGGCAUAAAAUCAUCGCAAAGCUGCAGUAAUUCCCCCGCUAUUGCCCGACAAAGUCCCCGAAUAUCGCGGGGGUGGGGGGGCGGAGGAAACAAAUGACUAGUGCAUUAUAUUGCACCUAAAAUUUUCGGAAAAAUAAUACAGAAGCCCUUGUAAUUUCGAAAAGACUGAGGUUCCCCUAGGAUGACCGAAUAGAUAAAAAUUUUGUAGCACUGCUUAGAAUGCAUUUCUAGAGAUCUAAAAGUACACUGGUAGCCUAAAAAGUGUUUUCAACGUACCUUAUUCGUACUAAUUUUCGCAGGCACUUAAUUUCGCGAAUUUGGAAAACAAAUAUUUCGCGAGCAAUAAUUUUCGCGAUUUUGCAAAAAAUGAUAAAUUUAGGGCAUUUAAUUUCACGAAAAUUGACAAAAGACAGACUUAGAAAACUGUUCUUUUUAUUGAUUGAUCACUUAAAUAACGAUUGAUUUACAAUCAUGAUUUGCAAUUACGUAAAAGAAAUAGCGUUGAUAAUCAGACUAAACAUGCAAAUACUGCAAAUCAAUCAGAUGCUACUGCAAUAUUGUACUAAUAAAAGUCAAUUGUAAAAAUAUAAUUUCAAAUACCUAUGCCACACAGUUCUGUAAUGAUUAUAAAUGCUUAACACCCUUGAAACAGAACAAAACUAUAGAUGAAUAAUAAUCAAAUACAAUUUAAGUGUGUCUUCCGAUACAGCCUUAUGCAAUGUCUAUAUUAUUACUUUGGUGCACUGUCUAUAUCUUUAAAUGGGUCCUCAGACGGCUUGCUGACUCAAUCAUUGGUCACUUACCCAGAGAGAUCUCUAGGCCUACAUGUUUUUUUCUUUUAAGAGGAGGGGUUGCUGUCGCUGAAGUCAUAAAUACAACGCACAGAAGAUCACCGCUUGUACAAGGAGGACUUGAAAUUCCAGUUAAAGUUGCGGUUGAAAUCGAAGCUACAGCAAAGAACAGAUUGAUAAUUGACAAAUACAAAGAGCUUGUGUUGGCUAAUAAUUAUUAUAAAGACCCUGACCUAAAUGGACAUUUUGAUGACUACACAAAAGAUGUUUUAAAAGAGCUCCAUGUACAAGAAGAAGAAAUGAGUGAUUCGGAUGAAGAAAGUGCUGAAGUAGAUGAUAAAUAGACUUAUGACAAUUACCAUGUAGCUGUGAACGCAGUUAAUCAUUGAUUAAAGCAAUUAUAGAAGUGUAUUAAAUUUCGCGUAUCCUAAUUUUAGCGAGUCUUUAAAAAUCGCGAAAAUCGCGAAAUUAAAGCCUCACGAAAAUUAGUACGAAUAAGGUAUUUUGGAGGAAACCAUUGUUGGGUGCCCUUGUUAAGUCCAGUGAAAUGGAUCUGAAUGUGAAGCCACAGACUUUGGUUGAGGCUUUUGACCACCAAGCCAACUACAAUUCUAUCCCAGAGUAUAAUGUAGCAGUGUUCUCACCAGGAUUUUGCUUUGGGGAGUCCCAGGGCCCCCUCUUCUGAGAAAUUCAUGUUUUUUAUGUAUUCAAACAAACAGAAUGCUUUAGUGUUAGGUUGACCAUUAAAAAAGGCAACAAAAUUAAAGACUUUGACUCAUUUGAUAUCAUGUUUUUUAUUUAUUCAAACAAACAGAAUGCUUUAGUGUUAGGUUGACCAUUAAAACUACUUAAGUCCGUUUGACUCGUAAUAAUGGGUGCAUCUUCUUGGUUUUCAUGCGCCAUUUCAGUUUUUCUUGCGGGAAUCCUGCAAGGCCGCGGCUUGGAGAGAACACUGAUGUAGGUCUCAUAACUUUGUUGACUUAUCCUGUGUCAACAUGCACAGCUGAGCGUAGCUUCAUUGGUAUGAAGGGACAGCAAUUUCCUUUACGAAGGACCGUGACAGACGAGAGAUUGAGCUCUCUUGCAAUCCUGCACGUACACAAGCACAAGAAUGUAAUUGAUAUUGAUGGCAUUAUAACAGAGUUUGCCCGUCUGAAGGGUACACAUCUCGCCCUUUGCUUGUAACGUUCCUGAUGGCGUCACUGUUUUACCCUUUUUUGCCAUAAACAGUCUGUACCUUACUGAUAACACUAGAGAUAGAUGGGUAAAAUAAACAACUAAUUACUGCAUUUUCCUUCGUCUUUAUUUACUGAAAAUGUCCUGCAGAAAACGCAGGAGAUGACAUUUCUGAGACCCCGAAUUUAAACAUUUUCUGGGGAACAUGCCCUCAGACUCCCCCAGGUUUGGGGCGCCUUCAGCACGCUAACUUUUCUUCCCCUGUGUGCACCUUCAAAAUCUCAAGCUACGCUGCCAACUACCAGUAUCUUAGGGGGUGUUUACAUGAGAAACCUUGUGCCAGUGUGAGUUUCAUACUGGCAUGACUUUUUUGAUUUCUUAUCACGUUUACAUAAUGACAGGGUGGUUUCAUAUCUCGUUAUUUGAAGGUACACUUCAUGUUGAUAAAAUACAUGUGUGAUUGAAAAUCGCAAAUGUUACGCAUGCACUACCCAUUCCAGUCUGCUCGCAAACCGAUUUCGCACCAAAACUUGUCGUCAUUACACAUUUACAUGAUACCGUUGCGAGUUUUUGUACCGGAGUGAAAUUCUCGCCCUGGUACAACAACCAGGGUGAACUCAUGCCAGAGUGACUCUGGCCGGCAUGACAUUUUGUGCUGGUAUCAUGUAAACAAAUGUAGAGCCAUGAGAGGGAACGGAAGUGAGCUUGCUCCAGGGUGACUCAUGUAAACACUCCCUUAUAGCUAAUGAAAUCAAUGCCCAAUGGCAAAAGAGACUUGGUCUAGGAGGGGUAGGGGGGGGGGGGUGUAUUUUAAAAAUUGUUAUUGCUGAGGGGGGUUCAAUUUUCAUAUGUAAUUAUUUUUUGGAGGGGUAAAGUUUUGAUACACCACUUUUUUCUGGACCCCCUGACCCCCCGAUUGGUCCCUAAAACAAAUAAAGUUUUCCCUGAAAUUAUUGUGUGACUUUAUGUAGAUUUACAUGCAAGUGUGACAAGCCAGGGAUUUGCUGCCGAGAUGUGUUUUCGAAUUUUAAUACUUGGCCAGUAAAAGACUAAAAUUUAGUCUUUUACAUUUAAUGUUUAAACACAUGUAUGAAAUCGUUCUAAGCCACAUUUACAUGAAAGUGUUUAGUAGUAAACUCAAAUGCUUGUAAAAAUGCCACUUUUGACAAAGAUAUUUUAUCAUAUAAAUCUUUAUCAAGAUUUGCAUGAAAACCGCGGCAAGUGACAGAAUUGCUGAGCCUCACCGUUCAUCUGUUAAAAUCUCAGAACAUGGCAAGCAAAAACUACAUAAACUGUUAAUGCAGGAUAAAUCUCCUAAACCGAAAAUAUUGAUUUACACUUAUUGAAAGCUUGCCAAAGCUGGCAAUUCAAACAGUUUAAUACAGUACACUGCACCGCAAGCACUGAUCGACGGUGCAAAUUUCUGAACGGCUGUGUGACUGUACAAAAAUAAUCUCACAUAAAAACCUUGCUUCUCGAACCUCAAAACUCAAAACUUGGGACUCAAUCCUCGCGUCUGGAAACUUGAAGUGUUUGAGCUUUGAAAUGCGAGGUUCGAUUCUCAAGUAUCAACUUACUUUUGAGUGGUACUGUAAUAAUACCCCCUAAAAUUAUUUCUCCGCUUAUUGAGCAAGAGAAAGGUACUAGCCUCAUAUUAACUAGCACCAGGUUAUCUGAUAUGGCUUUCUUUGUACCCAAGAAAGUUCUACUGCUGUGCAUGAGUGUGAUUUCAAAAUUUUUUUCCAGGAUGCUGCUAUAUUCCUCCAAGAGGGACAGAAUAAUGACCGAUUUGACACCCACCCCUCCCAUGAAACAAUGCGAUGGUACCUCCGAGCUCACUCUACAUGUUUCUACUUGGUGGAUAUGGUGGCUUCUUUGCUUCUUCUUUGUCUUGCACUCACUGAAAGACCUGGCAAUAGGGACGUUCCAGCUAAGGAUAUAUUGUUUUUGCCAGCACCCGUAAGUAGUUAAAGGAGCUGUGUCACAAAAUUCAGUCAAAUUAGGUCAUUACAAAAUGCCCGUUAAAUUAAGAGAAACUUAAAAAUAACCGCUUAAAACAUUAAAGGAAGGUUAAAAUAACACAACAGAUGCCAUGGAUGGGCAAAACUGAAGAAGACUGAAACGGAUUGAAAUUAGGGAUUUGAAAACUGUUCAGCCUAACAGUUUUUCAAAGUUCAUCUCUGCUGUUGGCAACUUCAAAAAUAAUGCUCAGGAGACAUAUCUGUUUGUCUCGAAUCUCUGAUUUUGUCAUUUCUAUGUUAUUUCUUUGUUUACUUUAAGUUCCAUAGCGACUGAGGGCAAGUAAAUGGCAAAAUGAAACAAAAUGAACUGGAUUGUUGUGAUACAGCCCCUUUAAUACUACCAUCUGGCAUAUAGCUCAAAUGGGUGGCUCUUAGACGGUGCACUUUUAGGUCCAGGUUCAAUUCCUCGCUCUCAAAUAAAGCUUGUUGUUGUUGGCUGGAUCACCACUCAGGGCCUUGAAAUGACUGAGGAGAAACUGCCUUUGCUCUUUCAUCUGGCAAUGGUUAAACGUUUUCAGUCUUCUUGGGUAAUGAUGAAAACGCCAAGGCCCCUUCUCAGAGUAGCUUUCACUUUAGGUCUUAAUCUGAUGCUGUAGAAGAACCACUCAUGAUAUAACAGAUCCCCCCCCCAACCUGAGCCUGUCUGAAAGCAUAUUCACAGACUAUGCUACAAGCAGUCAAAAAAUUCCUCCACUCAGUGGUACAUCACCCUGAGAAGUCCAUUUAUAUUUUGUAUUUGUGUUAAACUUUGUAGCUGUUUGACCAUCAUCAAAUUUUUCCCUAAACAGUGAACUUUCUUUAAGAUGCAAACCUUUGGGGCCCACUCUAAGUGUCUGUCUAACAGUAAGAGUGAUGCUGUCUUAUAGGGAGUUAAAAAGGGAGUAUAGGAAAGCAGGGACCAAUUGUAGAUGUCCGUUUUACUCUUAGUGUCUUUCUUAUAGCGGUGUCUGUAAAGAGAGUCAACGGUAAUGCCAUUGCUGAAAGAAAUAUGAUGAGAAUAAAAAAGCUUAGCGUAGUACUUGGUAAAAGCCCUUUUGCUCAGUAGCAUUAUAAUUGGUCAGAAUGGCCAUCUCCUAACUAAGCAAGUCAGGAUUUGAUGUAAUCUCAUGCAUACAACCUUUUGUGAUCAAUUUUCAGGUCCAUGGAGCUCUUGAAAUUUUUUCAUUGUCAGUCAUUGCUUGUGGAUGUGGUGUGAAACUUAAGUGGCAAGGAGCAAAGUUCUACUUUACUCACAAGAGGACACUUUUCAAGGUUAGAGGCUUUGCACUAAUUAUUGCACAUAUCAACUGCUAACAGUUGGUACCUACAGUUUCAUGUUUAUGCUACCUUUUUAUGACUUUCCACGACUUUUUGUCAGUUGUCUUUACAAACUUGAUGAAGUUGUGGUAUAUCUUAUAACAAAAAACAUCUGUUUCUUUGAACUCAUAAAAACGCAGCAUUACCCAUUAUUCCAAGUUAAAUAUUAUUUUAUAAUAAUAACUUAAUAUCAAUAAUUUCCAUGUAAUUUGUAAACCUUCAAAAUAUGUUCUUUUGUACUCCACACUGAGGCAGGUAAAAAUUAUGUAAGUCGUCAGCUUUGAAAUGGGUAGAUGUACUGUUUGUGCGAUCAACUUAGGGCAUGUUAUUUUGUUUUAUAUAUCUUUUGAAGCAGCUUAAUAAUGUAAGUUAACCCUUUAUGAAUACAGCAUAUUAUUUACCGUACCUAGCGUUUAAGCAGGAGGAUUGUGUUUUAGCUUAUAAACACCUUAAGCCAUUGUGGUAAAAUAUGAAAAAAGUGAAUAACCUUAAAUGUUCUUUCUUUUGUUUUUUAAAGAAGAAAAAAAUCAGUUGCUCAUUAAAUGUUAAGUCGUGAGCUUGAAUUGCUGUGAUUAGAAAGCAAGCUGGAGGUACCACAUCCUGCCAUUUUAUUUCUUUCUUUUCCCACUAUAGAUUGUUAUUUUGAUUGUGAUGUAUGCAGAAGCAAUUACCGUUCUUAUAAGAAUGGAGAAUCACUUCCGAGUUACGCGAGCUCUGCGACCUCUGUUUCUGAUAGACACUCAUUACUGUUACGGAGUGAGAAGGUGA
Molecule: messenger RNA, 17446 nt
Organism: Porites lobata
Lineage: Eukaryota; Metazoa; Cnidaria; Anthozoa; Scleractinia; Poritidae
Source: the annotation of a GenBank genome assembly